AUGAAGGCACUUUUCGUUGCGUUAUCCCUUGGAGUCUUUGCCUCUUUGGCUCAGGCAAAGCCAAAUUCAUACGCUGUAUGGGCUGCAAAUUCCGCAAUUGCUCGUGGCCAAGGCAAUGGAUUAUCGAAUGGUGUACCAUUAGUCGCUUAUGACCACGGAGAGUUCCAAUGGGCUCUUCGUCUUCUCUAUGAGCGAGACAAGAACGAGACUUACCUUGAUUAUAUCAAGACUGGAGCGAACAACAUCGUUUUCGACAAUGGAACAGUUCAUGGGUCAUAUAAUGUCACCGACUACGUCCUAGAUCCCCUAAGAACUGGCCCAACGUUCUUAUAUCUGUUGAAUAUAACUGGAGAAUCGAAAUGGGAGACAGCCGCCGAUAUAUUCAGAGGCCAGCUUAACUCUCAUCCUCGUACUGCUCAAGGUCAGUUCUGGCACAAACUCAUUUAUCCCAAUCAAGGUUGGCUGGAUGGGAUCUAUAUGGGCGAAGUCUUCUACGCUCAAUACACACACGAUCUUCAGCCAGAUAAUAUUACUGCAUGGGACGAUAUCACCUCUCAAUUUCAACUAAUGUUCGAAAACACCAUACAAAAUGCAACGGCCCCAAAUAACACUCAUCUCAUGUAUCAUGGAUAUGACUACUCUCAUGUAGCAGUCUGGUCAUCUCCAGAUCGUGGUCAUUCUCCGGAGGUUUGGGAUCGUGCUUUAGGCUGGUACAUGAUGGCCUUGGUCGACGUCUUGGACAUUUUACCUGCCUCUCACUAUGGUCACGAUGUCCUUCUGCACAUUCUCCAAACCUUGACUCCCCACAUUCGCGAUGCAACUGAUCAUAUGAGCGGGGUAUGGUGGUUGGUUAUCACUCAACCAGGUCGCGCAGGAAAUUAUUUCGAAAGCAGUGGUUCGGCGAUGUUUGUAUACGCACUGUUGAAAGCAGUUCGUCUGGGUCGCGUGCAGGAUCCUGAUGGUAGUAUUGUCGCGGCCGCGAAGAAGGCAUACGGAUAUAUGGUGCAAAAUUGGGUCAUUCCUGAUGUUAAUGGAACGAUGAGUUGGAACAAUACAGUCGUUGUAGGAAGCUUGAAUCUUGAGGGCGACUUCGAUUACUACAUUAGUCAACCGAUCGACAUCAAUGACCUAAAAGGGAUUGCGGCCUUCGUCUUAGCGAGCAUUGAAUAUGAAAAGUUGUAG
Lentinula edodes (shiitake mushroom) is the source of this 1182-nucleotide messenger RNA. RefSeq names its product glycoside hydrolase family 105 protein. The transcript has 8 exons. Gene Ontology annotation, biological process: carbohydrate metabolic process. The coding region runs from base 1 to 1182 and encodes 393 amino acids. The record is from RefSeq and is a predicted model, not a curated record. NCBI's taxonomy places the organism in Eukaryota, Fungi, Basidiomycota, Agaricomycetes, Agaricales, Omphalotaceae.